AUGCUGCUCGAGCACUUCGGUGGGCAGCAGAUUUUGAGGACGGUGAUAGGCAGCAUGCAGAUCUUGGUGGUUUCUGUCUACGGCAUCACCAGCGUGGGCCAGUCAGGCAACCACGAGCUUUUUGCGGCAUUAGUUCAGAUUUUGCGGGAGUCGUGCCUCCCGUUUGUUGUGGCAGGCGACUGGAAUGUCGAGUCCGAGUGUUUCGGCCGUGAUACCCUUCUUCGAGCUGGCUUCAUUGGUCUUUUACACGUUGAGAUCGUCCACGGUGGGAGGCCAACCUGCAACGACUCGCACUACGACUACUACAUCGUCAGCGACAUCCUGCUCCCCUUCAUCAG
Messenger RNA from Prorocentrum cordatum, 338 nucleotides. NCBI's taxonomy places the organism in Eukaryota, Dinophyceae, Prorocentrales, Prorocentraceae. The record is from the annotation of a GenBank genome assembly.